CGCCGCCGCCGCUCGUGGCUCCGACCUGCCGCCGCCUCAGCCGCCGCAGCCGCUGCUUCUCCGGGGCGGGCCGGGAUCGCCGGGCGCGAUGGGCGUGCGCGUGGAGACCAUCACCCCCGGGGACGGGCGGACCUUCCCCAAGCGCGGGCAGACCUGCGUGGUGCACUACACGGGCAUGCUGGAAGAUGGGAAGAAGUUUGAUUCCUCCCGCGACAGGAACAAGCCAUUCAAGUUUGUGAUGGGCAAGCAGGAGGUCAUCCGCGGCUGGGAAGAAGGAGUCGCCCAGAUGAGUGUGGGGCAGCGCGCCAAGAUGACAAUCUCGCCAGACUACGCCUACGGCACCACUGGCCACCCAGGAAUCAUCCCCCCCAACGCCACUCUAAUCUUUGAUGUGGAGCUUAUAAAAAUGGAAUGACAAGAGGCCCAGCUUCUCCUUUUUCCCGGUCUGGGGUUUGGCACAUGGCGAAAUCCAGAAACCUUUGCUUCAAGAAGAAUGCACACAAAUUUGUACGGAGCUUUCCCGGCUAUCCACUACACUCUUGGUGUAACCAUCCACCCCGAUUUGAAUGUGUUGGGUCACUCGGCUCUGCUUCUGACUCUCCUUUCUUGUUCUGCUCUGAUUUUUGACAUUUUUAAGCUGUAUGCUGUAAACCUCAGCUAUCUAUUUUUUGGUCAAGUUCUUUAAUCUUAUUGGUUUUUGUUGGGUUUUUUGGUGUAGACUUGAGUUGUGUAUGAUUGAGCAUUUGCUAGUAAGUAUACCGAUUGGUUCACAUUAUAUAGGAAUUAAUUGCGCAAAUAUGGCAAACCUCUUUUUUUUUGUUUGUUUUGGAAGUAUCUAUUGUAUUAAACUGAGUUGCUGCUGCAAAGCCAUACAAAGCAGUUUGAGGAGCUGUUGAGGGCUGAAUCAUCCGGAAAAGCCGCGUAGUCAUAGGAUUUGAUACGGUUCUCUGCCUGAAACUUGGGGUCGUGAGGGACUUCCUCCCCCUCCCCCCCUUGCCUUCCUCACUUCCAUCUUGGGGAAGGGGCAACUCCCACAGUGACAUAGCAGUAACCUUUUUAUGCUGGGGUGGGUUUUGCCCCAAGUUACAGAUCUCUUCCCCCCCCUUGCCAAUACUGGUGUUUUUUCUACGGGAUUUUCAGGAUAUUUUUAAUCUAUAGCUUUCUGAAUUCCACAACUAGCUAAAUUCCAGAACUUCGAAGGUGCUGUUUUUUCCUCUUGGGGUGAGGGGAUGAACCCAGCUUUUCCCCGGCUGUCAGUGCGGAUAUACUAGAGAGUUCUUACGGAAACCUGAUGCUGGUCAUCGCAGCUUGCAGACGCCUCUUGGGCAGUGCGCCGACCCCCCCACCCCCACCCCUGGUGUCAUACCAAGCCCUUUUCUUCCUGUGUAGUGAUUUUUGGUAAGAGAAUUGCCGUUGCCACUUCCUCCACCAUCACCACGUAAACACAUAGAGUUUUAUUAUUGCAAUAAAAACGCUUUAUGCUGGCUUUUCUCAA
Eublepharis macularius is the source of this 1495-nucleotide messenger RNA. RefSeq names its product FKBP prolyl isomerase 1A (gene FKBP1A). The record is from RefSeq and is a predicted model, not a curated record. Lineage: Eukaryota; Metazoa; Chordata; Lepidosauria; Squamata; Eublepharidae. Gene Ontology annotation, molecular function: peptidyl-prolyl cis-trans isomerase activity. The transcript has 5 exons. The coding region runs from base 89 to 415 and encodes 108 amino acids.